GUCGCCCACGCUCUCUUCUCCCCGCCCCGCAGGCCCCGGGGACGCGCAGCAUUCGGUAUCUGGCGCCCGUGCGUGAUGACGCACAUGCGCGCGAAGACGUGGGGACGCAGGCGGGGGCCGUAGAGAGCGUUUGGCUGCCUAUAUAUCUUUCCCAAUUCCUAAAACCUGACCGCGUUUUCUCAGCACUGGUUUGAUAUCUAACUAUGCAGCGGAGAUCAAGGGGAAUUAACGCUGGACUUAUUCUGCUCCUCUCUCAAAUCUUUCAUGUUGGGAUCAGCAAUAUUCCACCCGUCACCCUCGCAACUUUGGUUCUCAACAUCUGGUUCUUCUUGAAUCCUCUGAAACCGCUGUUUGAGUCCUGCCUUAGCGUGGAGAAGUGUUACCAGCAAAAAGACUGGCAGCGCUUACUGCUUUCUCCUCUUCACCACGCAGACGACUGGCAUUUGUAUUUCAACAUGGCAUCCAUGCUUUGGAAAGGAAUACAUCUGGAAAGAAGACUAGGCAGUCGAUGGUUUGCCUAUGUCAUCGUCACAUUCUCCUUGCUCACUGGAGUGCUGUACCUGUUCUUGGAAUUUGCUCUUGCAGAAUUUUUGGAUGAACCUGACUUCAGAAGGAACUGUGCUGUGGGUUUCUCAGGAGUUUUGUUUGCUUUGAAAGUUCUUAACAACCAUUAUUGCCCUGGAGGUUUUGCCAACAUUUUGGGCUUUCCUGUACCCAACAGAUUGGCUUGUUGGGCAGAACUUCUGGCUAUUCAUUUCAUCUCGCCAGGGACUUCCUUUGCUGGGCAUCUGGCCGGGAUUCUUGUUGGAAUGAUGUACACUCAUGGGCCUCUGAAGAAAAUCAUGAAAAAAUGUGCAGGCAUUUUUUCUUCCAAUAUGCAUUAUCCCGGGCAGCAGUACCAUGUUAAUAAUUCAGGCUACUCCAGAUAUCAGGAUUCUUACCAGUAUGGAUGGCAAACCUACUCUGAAGAAAUACCCAGAAACUAUGAUGCCUACACAGCAGGACUGAGUGAGGAGGAACAACUGGAGAGAGCAUUAAGAGCCAGCCUCUGGGACCGAGGGACCAGUGGGCCAAGCCCGCCGCCCUACGGGUUCCGUCUCUCAGCAGAAGAAGAAAUGAGAAGGCAGCGGCUUCGCAGAUUUGACCACCAGUGAGGGGGCCGCUUGCGGGAUUACGACCCGUGUGGUUCUUCCCCCGAGCCUGCCUCUGCACCGAAGCCCAGUGCAGCCUCCUCUGCUGUGGGCCUCACUCCUCCAUCCCGGGGCCCCCAUGGGUCUCCGUGCACGGCCGUGUUGACUUGUCUGGAGAGCAGCCUUCUGGGUAUGCUCCCAGCGGUCCGGGGAGCGGCCCUUCUCCUGGCCCCUGCUCCCCGACAGGUAGAAGGGUGGUUCCACCUCGCAGCGACCCACCUCCACAUGCCUCUCUCUCUCUCUCUGUGUCUCUCGGGCUGCUCGCACAAUGGUGCCUCAGCCUCGUUCGGUCCCUAAAGAUCGUGACUUUCACGGGCCUGGAAGAUCAGGCCCCCCAUCGUGGCCAGCGUGCCCCAUGCUCGACCUGGCAGGAAGCGCGAAGCCAUUCCUGGGCCUCCUGACACGCUGCCAUGGUGGCCUCCCGGGAACAGAGGUGGCCACUGUAAGGGGAUGUUGUUCUGGUCACCCCCACAUAGGCACCUCAGUUCCUUGUGCCCUUAUGCCUGGAUGGCAUUGACCUCGUCCCCCCUCAGCUCUUACGUGGCUCUGCCUUUACAGAAUGUUUGGCUGGAAAAGCGUGGGUAAGACCUCAAGUGGGGAAACCAGCCACACACUCCGCUCGAUGUCGGGUGGCACAGCAUUCUGGGCUUGCAGCAGCCCCGCCUGCCAGCUGACGACAGGAUCGGUUCCCAGAGCUCUGUGACCUGUGUUAUGAAGCAGCAGGAAAGUUGUCUGCUGGGCUGGUCAUGGAGAAGUCCCUCCGGAGGAGGUAUUUCUUUCUCCUAAAAAGUGCCUUUUAAAUGGCAGUAACAGCCACGUGUCCUGUCCGGGCCCAGGACCACUGCAGCAUCAGAGACCACGGGCCGCCCAUGUUACUCCUGGUGCUUGUAUUCCAUGAAUAAAAGGACAAAGAUACCUCUUA
Messenger RNA from Neogale vison (American mink), 2112 nucleotides. RefSeq names its product rhomboid domain containing 1 (gene RHBDD1). Gene Ontology annotation, molecular function: serine-type endopeptidase activity. Bases 204 to 1154 code for a protein of 316 amino acids. The record is from RefSeq and is a predicted model, not a curated record. Gene Ontology annotation, cellular component: membrane. The transcript has 7 exons. NCBI's taxonomy places the organism in Eukaryota, Metazoa, Chordata, Mammalia, Carnivora, Mustelidae.